This is a messenger RNA of Myxocyprinus asiaticus (Chinese sucker), 4409 nucleotides long. Its product is annotated as CUGBP Elav-like family member 5. Gene Ontology annotation, molecular function: mRNA binding. The record is from RefSeq and is a predicted model, not a curated record. The transcript is spliced from 12 exons. NCBI's taxonomy places the organism in Eukaryota, Metazoa, Chordata, Actinopteri, Cypriniformes, Catostomidae. Bases 1 to 1611 code for a protein of 536 amino acids. Gene Ontology annotation, cellular component: cytoplasm; nucleus; ribonucleoprotein complex. Gene Ontology annotation, biological process: regulation of alternative mRNA splicing, via spliceosome; mRNA splice site recognition.
AUGGCCAGAUUCACUCAGACUGAGACAAGAGGGGAGCAGCAUCCACAGCCGCCCCAUCCCGCUUACUCCAGCCUGCUUUUCACUGGACCCGGGGCAGCACCGACCCAACAUCCACUCCUCCUUAUCCCGCACCAGCACCAGUACGCUCAGAUCCCAUUCCCAAAACCCAUGAACGGGUCAGAAUCCAUCUCCAUUCAUCCGGAGAACGGCACCAUGAAAGACCAAGAUGCCAUAAAACUCUUUAUCGGGCAAAUACCGCGGAACCUUGAGGAAAAAGACCUGAAACCCUUAUUCGAACAGUUUGGGAAAAUUCACGAAUUGACAGUAUUGAAGGACCGAUACACCGGCAUGCAUAAAGGCUGCGCGUUCCUCACCUACUGCGCCCGCGAGUCGGCCAUCAAAGCCCAGAACGCUCUCCAUGAACAGAAGACGCUGCCGGGGAUGACUCGCCCCAUCCAGGUGAAGCCAGCUGACAGCGAGAGCCGUGGAGAAGACAGGAAGCUGUUCGUGGGGAUGCUGAACAAACAACAGACAGAGGAGGACGUGUAUCGUCUUUUUGAGCCCUAUGGAGUUAUCGAAGAGUGCACUGUGCUAAGAGGUCCUGACGGAAACAGCAAAGGCUGUGCCUUUGUAAAGUUCUCCACACACGCCGAAGCUCAGUCCGCAAUCAGUGCCCUGCACGGCAGUCAGACCAUGCCAACUGGCUCCGAUUCUCUCCUCCCUCAGGGUGCCUCGUCCAGCCUGGUGGUCAAGUUUGCCGACACGGACAAGGAGCGCACCAUCCGUCGCAUGCAGCAGAUGGUGGGCCAGUUCGGCAUCUUCAACCCUGCCAUCGCCCUGCCCUUCAGCACCUACAGCACCUACGCACAUGCACUGAUGCAGCAGCAGGCGGCCCUCAUGGCUGCCAGUCACGGAGGCUAUCUGGCACCCAGCGUGGCCUUUCCCACCACUCAGAUCCACCAGAUGGGGGCGCUCAAUAUCAACAGCCUGCCGCCCACCCCUAUGACCCCGGUGUCGGGUGAGUUUCAUCAAACACUGGGCCUCAGCUCACCUCCUGCAAACCUCACCACAUCAGCCGUCCCUAGCAUCGUCACUCCAAUCGUCAACGGCUUUACCAGCAUCCCUCACCAGCCCAACGGACACCCUGCAGUGGAGGCUGUUUACACCAACGGUCUGUCCCCCUACUCCACCCAAAGCCCCACGGCUGCCGACACUCUACAGCAGGCCUUCACCGGGGUGCAACAAUAUACAGCCAUCUACCCAGCGACCACACUGACCCCUAUUGGCCAAAGCUUGCCACAGCCACCACAAGUCAUUCAACAACAGCAGCAGAGAGAAGGACCAGAGGGCUGCAACCUCUUCAUCUACCAUCUGCCACAAGAAUUUGGCGAUAACGAGCUCAUGCAGAUGUUCCUUCCAUUUGGAACAGUCAUCUCUUCCAAGGUCUUUAUGGACAGAGCCACCAACCAGAGCAAAUGUUUUGGUUUCGUGAGUUUCGACAACCCAGCAAGUGCACAGGCUGCUAUCCAGGCCAUGAACGGAUUUCAGAUUGGCAUGAAGAGGUUGAAAGUGCAGUUAAAACGGCCGAAGGAUGCGAGCCGCCCAUACUGACAGGGCCCAAUCAACACAGGGCUCUCUGCAACAGCACAGGAUUUGAAAAGUGAAAUCUCUAAAGGAAUUUAAAAUUUUCUUUAAAAACAAACCAGAAAAACAUGAAUGGAUUUUUUUUGAAGACAUAUCAGAAUUUAUUUUAUGAAGAUGUUCAGAACAGAGGAGGGUUGCAGGUGAACAGGCACCCAUGGACAAAACCACAAAACUCGGCACAGCGUACGAAAGACAUGAGGAAGUUUUCUCAAAAGACUUGCUGAGCUUGAAUCGUCAGUCAAGCAACAAACAAAAAGAAAAAAAAAAAAUGAGCAAGAACAACUUCGAUUUCUAUAUACAUAUUAUACACACAUAUGCUAUUUAAAGGAAGAGAUGGCUAUGGCUUUUAUUACACUGGACUAAUGAGGGUUAAACUUGAAGACCAAGGAAAACUGCAGUGGAAAAAAAGGAGCUCUUCUUGUCCUGCUAGCGGACUCUCUUUAUUUCUCUUUCCCUCCUUCCUUUCUUCUGUCACUGUCUCUCAGCAAAUGCAGGACUUUUCUGUGGUCACCAAGGUUUGCAUACCCUCAGUGAAACUGAUAUGUCUUUCACCCCCAAGGGACCAAAGGACCAAACAUUUUUAUUCCUCAACAGAAAUAUAUAGUAUUAAUAUCAAUACUAAUACUACAAACUACUACUAACGACAUGCGUUUAAAGAAAAAAAAAAAACAUAAUUAUUCGCUUCAGGUCAGAAGAGGAAAGGGAUUUUAAUUUCUUUUCCUUUUACAUUUAUAGCUACUGGGUUUCAGAAUAUUUAAACAAAAUAUAAAAAAAAAAUGAAGAAAAAAAAAGUAUUUUAAAAGCUAUACUAUUUUAGUGGAGUAGAAUAUGUGGAUUGGAGAUUGUUAGGAGCAUGUUCAGGCAUUUUUCAUUCAUGAAGAAAAAAAAAAGGUUGAAGAGGGGUGGGUAAACUGUACAUCGUCCAUUGUCAUUUUGCUCUGAGGUUGCUCAGAUGUCAGAAAUAGGCUCACAUUCCAGAGAACAAAUGCUGAAUAUAACUAUAUAUGCAUGUUCAAAGUAUUGCUGGUUUAGCAAAAAGCAAAGACUACAUUGGUAGUUAUUCAGUACACAUACAAUAAGCAAACAUAUUUAUCAAGAAAAGCUUUACUUAUCAAGCAGAAUAAAGUACCUGUGAACUGCAAUAUUACAGCUGUAGCCAUUGCACAGGUAAAUAAUUACAACAAAAAGAACAACAAAAAAAUACUGUUAAUGCUCGUCUCUUGACAGGGGAUGGGAAAUAUUUAAUAAUAUUUAUUUUUACGCUUUAGUUUAAUUUCUAGUUUGACUUAUUGAGGUCUAAAGUGUAUUACUUUUUGUUUAUUUUGUCUACGAGCACCAUGACUGUGCCAGCCUGAUCUCAUGAAAAAAAAAACGUGACUGUGGCGAUAUUUUUAGCAAAAUUACAUUUACAUGGUUCCUUACAUUAUCGCAGGAGUUCUGAGGUGAAAUUACCACUGAGUGGCAAUUAAAACAAGUAAAAUUUUCUCACAAACAGAUGAGGUUUUAAAAGUUAAUGCUCUAUCGAAUUUUAAAUCAACAAAACCCAACUACCUCCCUGCCCUAAACCUUAAACCUAAACCUAACCGAUAGAGUCGUAAAAAGCAACGCGUGAUGUGAAAAACGCAAUUGCUGAAGCAACCACGUAAUUUUUCGGUGCUUCUAUGACACUUUUGGCUCAGGUGUCGACUUGCAUGAUCUUCAGGAUUCAUACCCAGUCCUUAGUCUUGCAAGUGCAAAGCUCUAUCAGUUGAGCUACCACACAAUUUGAACGUGUUCGAACAAGCUUGUAAAUGUAGUUGGUUAUGUAAUGCAAAAAUUAAAAUGUAUCACCUUACAAGUCAUGCGCUAUAGUAAACGUGUGUAAAUAUCAAGAUGACAUUUUGUGAGAAACAGAACGAAAAAUGUGUUUGUGAAUUGAUAAUCUGCAAUUUUACUCGUGAUUUGUGUGAGAGGGAUUAAAAAAGUAAUGGUUGAAGCACCUCUAGUGUUCAUUUCACCAGGAAAUUACCACGAUACGUACAUUGAACCACGCAGAAUUCAUUUUGCAAAAAUGUUGAUAUAGUAACGUGAUUUAGCGAGACCAGGUCAGACUGUGUUUUGUAAGUAUCGCUCAACUUCACCAUACCAAGAGACCAGCAGAGCUUUCAUAUCAUUUCAUGAAACAUCUUUCAAGAACAUCUGUUUACUCAACCUACAUUACCUGUACAUCAAUUUAAACACAUGAACACAACGGUUCGUGCCAAAUGGUAAAUAUCAACUUAUAAAGCACAUUGGUAAAUAGACCAAGCCAAGCAGUUGCAAAGAUAUAUAGCCUUAAACCCAUAAGAGGUUAAAUACAGUCCACAAAAUGCCCUCAUUAGGGACCCUAUUGAGGGGAUACACUUGUUAUUGCUUACAAUUUCUGAAGCACAUCAGAAUUUUAUGGGGACCAUAUUGCAGCAUAAAUCAAAUAAUUCAAAUGGAUAUUAUUGCAUCGGAAGCAUGCACAAUCGAUUGCACGUUGACAUUUCCCAUGGGCAUCUGACAAACAUAGUUCACUUUUCAAAUAAAUAUGUUUAAGAUACAUAAAAUGGAAGUGCUGGAAGACUUGUCAAACAACCAUAAACUUCCCUUCAACUCAGAUGCAAGCAGGUUGAAUCCACAAAUAGCUCAUAUUUCCAACAAUACGUAUCUCAGGCUGGUAUGGAUUAGCAAGACACUAACUGUCUACGAAGGCCUAAUGAGCAGCCUGUAAAAGAGCUUACGAACAGCUUGCAAAUAGGAGC